Molecule: messenger RNA, 2145 nt
Organism: Camarhynchus parvulus
Lineage: Eukaryota; Metazoa; Chordata; Aves; Passeriformes; Thraupidae
Gene: POPDC3
Product: popeye domain containing 3
Exons: 4
Coding region: 340-1269 (309 amino acids)
Cellular component (GO): sarcolemma
Molecular function (GO): cAMP binding
Source: RefSeq, a predicted model, not a curated record
CCGCGGCUCCGUGCCCGCCGCGGGACGCGGGCCGCCGGCGGCGACGAGCGGCAGCCCGAGCCCGUCCUGUCCGGGCUGCCCGGAAACUUUCCCGGGGCGCAGGGCAGAUGACAUGACCAAAGUCAAAACAAUGCAUGAACUGAUGAGAAACAGCACUCAGAACGUUAGCUGCUUCCUUGCUGGAAAUCCUAAGUGCAACUUUACUACCAAGAGACCCUGAUGUUCUGUAAUCACUGAGCACAGUUUGCAAGAAUGGAAAACCAAAGGAAAACCAAAACUAGUUGCAUCUCAUAAGUAAAAGACUUCAAGAUUCAGCUGAAUCAAAAAAUUAUUCCAGCCAUGGGAGAAAAUGCAAGUUUUUGGGAAAGUCUGAUAUAUGCACAUCCUACAUGUACCAGCUGGAAGCAAGAGGCAGAGGGAUCUAUCUACCACCUAGCCAGUAUUUUCUUUGUCGUGGGCUUCAUGGGUGGAAGUGGAUUCUUUGGGCUCCUCUACGUCUUCAGCUUGCUUGGACUGGGCUUUCUCUGCUCUUCUGUUUGGGCUUGGCUGGAUGUGUGUGCUGCUGAUAUAUUCUCCUGGAAUUUUGUACUGUUCGCCAUAUGCUUCGUCCAGUUCGUUUAUGUUACCUACCAAGUCCGGAGUGUUGCCUUUGACAGGGAAUUCCAGGAACUCUACAGUGCUCUCUUCCAGCCUCUGGGAAUUUCCUUGACUGUGUACAGGAAGAUUGUCUUGUGCUGUGAUGCAGAAGUGGUCACCCUGGAGAAGGAGCAUUGUUACGCCAUGCAGGGCAAAACACCUAUUGACAAACUGUCCUUGCUUGUGUCAGGCAGGAUCAGAGUGACAGUUGAUGGGGAGUUUCUGCAUUAUAUUUUUCCUCUUCAAUUUCUGGACUCUCCUGAAUGGGAUUCACUGAGGCCCACAGAAGAGGGAAUUUUCCAGGUAACACUCACAGCAGAGACAGACUGUCGGUACGUGGCCUGGAGGAGAAAGAAGCUCUACCUGCUGUUCGCUAAACACCGCUUCAUCUCCCGCCUCUUCUCCAUCCUGAUCGGUAGCGACAUCGCCGAGAAGCUGUACGCGCUGAACGACAGGGUGCACGUGGGGCAGGGCUUCAGGUACGACAUCCGCCUGCCCAACUUCUACCACGUGGCGCUGCCCGAGACCCCUCCGGUGCUGCCGCCGCCGCGCUCGCACCGCCUGCAGCGGGGCUCGCCCCGCCGCCCGCCCGCCGCGCCCGCCAACUGCGGCUCCUUCCUCGCUCCCUCCUAGGCAGGGACACCCUGCCCCAGCCGCUCCUCACAGCCCCGCCGGAGGGAAAUGGGAGCUGGCGGAGCAGAAGGGCAGAGAGACGGAAGCAGAUGAAGCCAAAUUUGACUGACAAGUGCCAUUAACUGUUAUGAGUAGAAAAGCUGCCCGUUUUUGUAAAAGGUUGCAGAGUUCACAGGUUGGGCUAGUUGCUGCCAGGGUGGAGUUCUAACUGUUAUUGUAAUCACCUGUCGUUUUCAUUAACUACCUGUCGUUGACGGUUAAGAAUUCCUGGAGGGUGGCACCCAGACGGAAGGUGAAGAGGAGGAGGCCUCGGAGUUAGCAUGGAAAUGACAUCGGAGCCAGCAUGCAACGGGAGAAGCCCCUCACCAAACCUAGCCAAAAACCCCUAAAAACAGCGAGCCACCACAAAAUUGACGAAUCAAAGUGAUUACAAGACUUGAGGAACAAAAUCUAGUAUCUGCUAAGACCCUUUUUACCCCUCACCCUAACCAAAGAUGUCGGCUAGACAGAGGACCUCAAAUGUUGAGCCAAGAAGUGGGGAAUUUCGUGAUGCUCCUGUGCGGAUGGAAGCCCCAGCUCUGUCCCCAGACCAGUGGACAAAGCUGCACUCUUUCUCUGAGUCACUCCCGGGAGCAGGGGUGGCGUGAGUGUGGACCGAUCGCUUCUCCCUGUCUGAGAAAGAUCUCCUGCCUGUGUUUGUUUCAUUAACUGGAGUAGGUUGAAUUCUCUAUCUCAAGCCAGCAGGUUGGCUUCUGCAUUUUGACUGUCUGUGCAAUAUGUUUACUUUCUGUUGAUACUCCUUCAUCUCUUUUGUUUUGGAGUAGAACAAAUCAUAACAAUAUGAGGUCUUAUUGCAAUUGUGGUGGCCUCUGUGGU